AUGGCAAUGCAGAAUUACGGUGCUUCUUCGCAUUUCCCUCAAUAUCCAAUGGCAUCAUCGUUCCCAUCAGCUAUUCCCCCGCAAGUUGCACGCUACCCACUGGCGGCUCCAACUGCAGAACUAAAUUACAGCAAAGCCGAUAUAUUUCAGGCAGAUGUUGGCAAAGCUUUGGCUCACCUAAAGAUGCCUGGAGUUGGCUCUCUGUCACAAUCCACGAUAUGUCGUUUUGAGUCGCUCACCCUUUCUCAUAAUAAUAUGGUAGCAUUGAAGCCCAUACUGCAUAGUUGGCUAGAAAAAGCAGAGGAGGCGAUGAAGCAAAAGGAUGGUUGCGGUGACAUCUCCGGUAUCCUGCCAAACACUGACAAGAAACGAAAACGAACCAGCAUUGCUGCGCCUGAGAAACGAUUACUCGAGGACUACUUCAGACAACAACCUCGACCAUCCGGCGAGCGAAUCGCUGCCAUUGCCGAUAAGCUAGAUUUGAAGAAAAAUGUAGUCCGUGUGUGGUUCUGCAACCAGCGACAAAAGCAGAAAAGGUACUAA
Molecule: messenger RNA, 543 nt
Organism: Cylicostephanus goldi
Lineage: Eukaryota; Metazoa; Nematoda; Chromadorea; Rhabditida; Strongylidae
Source: the annotation of a GenBank genome assembly